ACAGCACUAGGCCAAUAAAACGUGCCGAUUAUCACACUCUGCCGUAUUGAAGGGCUUUCAAAUUAGCCGAUUUCCUGUGUUAUCAGGUGUUCCGGGGCUUUUGGGUGCUGGUUUUAAGCCUUUGAUACCCAAACGGAGCGAUCCAGUUGCGUUGAAUCGCUUGUACAGUGCGUAAUCCCCGCGCCUGAACUACUACAUGGAGAUUCGUCUUCGGGAGCUGAGUUUCGGAACGGAGGACGUGCGCGUACUGGGAGGUUGAGCAAUCUGAAGAUCCUGAAGUCAAAAUGGCCUUCUCAAACCCUGCUUUUGUCGCGGACGGUGAUUCGGAGAAACCUUCGACAAUCAACUUAACCUCCAAGCUACCUGAAUUCAAUCCUGCGAAGAAACCUCUUCGUGACAAGUGGGGCAAGGACAUCGAGUUUCUGCUGUCCUGUAUCGCCUUAUCGGUGGGACUUGGUAACGUCUGGAGGUUCCCGUUUACGGCGCUGGAGAAUGGUGGUGGGGCUUUUGUGAUUCCCUACCUGUUUGUGUUGUUCCUAGUGGGGAGGCCAAUCUACUACCUGGAGAUGUUGAUUUGUCAGUUCUCCAGCCGGGGUUGCAUCAACGUGUACGAUGCGGUUCCAGCUAUGCGCGGGAUUGGCUAUGGGCAAGUGUACUCCACGGGUGUCGUGAUGGCGUUCUACGCUUCAUUGCUGGGUAUUACCACGAGAUACCUGGUAGCUUCUUUUGGGAAUCCACUGCCGUGGAGCGAGUGUCAGGACAGCUGGGAUGCCAAUUGUAUCGAUUCUGGCCUUGCGGUAUUAGAGGGAGCUGGAGCGAACGCUACGAUGGUGGUUUCGGCUGAGCUGUACUUUGUCAAGGAAGUUCUGAACGCUGCCGACUCCCUUGACGACGGCAUCGGAACUCCAGAUUGGCGAUUGGUUCUUUGCCUAUUGGUACCCUGGACCUGCGUCUGCUUAGUUUUAAUCAAAGGAAUCAAAAGCUCCGGUAAGGCAUCGUACUUCCUGGCGAUCUUCCCGUACGUGGUGAUGCUGAUCCUGUUGAUUCGAUCUUGCACGCUUGAGGGUGCUGGCACUGGAAUGCUGUACUUCAUCAAGCCUCAGUGGGAUCGAAUCUUCGAGGCCAAGGUGUGGUACGCUGCCGUAACGCAGAUGUUCUUCUCGUUGACGGUUUGCUUCGGCAACGUAAUGAUGUACUCGUCGUACAAUCGAUUCACCAACAACGUCAACAGAGACGUAACAGUAGUCACCAUACUGGACACGCUAACCUCCAUGCUAGCCGGGCUGAUCGUGUUCGGCGUCAUAGGUCACCUAGCGCACGUUACGAAUUCACCAGAUCUUAGUAAAGUGGUCCGCGGAGGAGGUGGCCUAGCGUUCAUCACCUACCCGGACGCGAUCGCCAAGUUCACGUUUUGGCCGCAGUUCUUUGCGGUUGCGUUCUUCCUGAUGCUGUUCGUGCUGGGAAUCGGAAGCAUCGUUGGAAUGGCCACGACGAUCAUGACCGUCAUCCGGGAUCGAUUCCCUCACUUGAAGCCAUCGCUGGUAGCGAUCGGAAUCGCUAUCGUCGGAUUUGGCAUCGGGAUCAUCUACACCACUCCGGGAGGUCAGUUUCUGUUGGACUUUUUGGACUUUUACGGAGCAUCGUUUGUAGCGUUGGUGCUGGCAGUUUUUGAGAUCAUUACAUUAUCGUGGAUCUACGGAGUUGGGCGGCUUUGCCGAGACAUUGAGUUCAUGCUGGGAAUUCGAACCGGGCUGUACUGGAGGAUCUGUUGGGGCUUUGUUACUCCAAUUAUGCUGAUUGCUAUUCUGAUAUAUCAUAUUGUAACUUAUGAAGCCUUUACCUCCAACGGGUACGUGUUCUCCAAUGGGAUGUACGCCUUCGGAUGGUGCGUGUUCGCCGCUGGAGUCUUGCAACUUCCGGCCUGGGCCGUGUAUGCGGUGUUGAAACGGAAGGAGACCAAUUGGAAGGAACGGAUUUCGAGCUGUUUUAGGCCAACCUACGAUUGGGGACCAGAAGACACCGAGCUUAACGUCAAGUACCGCGAGUCGGUGGAGAAACAUGUGCAGACCCUGACUCUGAAGCAAAAUUUGUUGCGAAGGAUUUAUGACAAUGUAUUUAAAUGAAAUAAAUAAAUGA
This is a messenger RNA of Culex pipiens pallens (northern house mosquito), 2136 nucleotides long. RefSeq names its product sodium-dependent nutrient amino acid transporter 1-like. The transcript is spliced from 4 exons. The record is from RefSeq and is a predicted model, not a curated record. Lineage: Eukaryota; Metazoa; Arthropoda; Insecta; Diptera; Culicidae. The coding region runs from base 285 to 2123 and encodes 612 amino acids. Gene Ontology annotation, molecular function: L-amino acid transmembrane transporter activity. Gene Ontology annotation, cellular component: membrane. Gene Ontology annotation, biological process: sodium ion transmembrane transport.